Messenger RNA from Pseudophryne corroboree (corroboree frog), 4531 nucleotides. RefSeq names its product RPGRIP1 like (gene RPGRIP1L). The record is from RefSeq and is a predicted model, not a curated record. Bases 117 to 3923 code for a protein of 1268 amino acids. Gene Ontology annotation, cellular component: photoreceptor connecting cilium. Gene Ontology annotation, molecular function: thromboxane A2 receptor binding. The transcript has 26 exons. Gene Ontology annotation, biological process: retinal rod cell development; non-motile cilium assembly. NCBI's taxonomy places the organism in Eukaryota, Metazoa, Chordata, Amphibia, Anura, Myobatrachidae.
ACGUGCAGUUCAUGGCUAUAGCAACCGUUGCUGGGGAGCUGUGAGUCUGACGCUGGGCAGCAGAAUAGGGCCUAGGACAGCUUCGGGUGCAAACCCCACGGAGGACAGGCUUCCUAAUGGCUACGCCCACAGAUGAAACUGCAGAAGAUCUGCCUGUGAGGGAUUUGGGUCCAAGCCUUUUAGGGAUCGGAAUGAAUCAAGAGUCCAACUCUCCUCAGAGUAUAAAGGCACGACAAGCUGUGUCACGUAUUACACGGCAGGAACUGGAAGACAGAUACUUACGUAUUCACGAUGAGAACCUUUUGCUCAAACAGCAUGCACGCAAGCAAGAAGAUAAAAUAAAGAGGAUGGCUACAAAGUUAAUACGAUUAGUCCAGGACAAGAAAAAAGCAGAACCUGGGUCCAUAGUUCCAAGAAGGUCUGGGAAGGACGUGGAGCUUGAAGAGAUGAUUGAGCAGCUGCAGGAGAAUGUGCGUGAGCUUGAAAAGCAGAAAGAAGGUUUACAGAACCGCUUAAUAGCUGCAAAGCAGCAACUGCAAACCCAGGGCCACCGACACACGCCAUAUAAUUACAUACAGGCCCGUAUUAACUCUGGCGUUCGAAAAGUCAGUGAGGGCGUUUUAAUGCAAGAGAACAUUCGUAGAGGAAUGCGUGUGCAGGAUCCUGAUGUCGCCUCUAGAGCCACCCAGGCUGCUCUUCCAAGAUAUGGCCAUAGUUUGCUUGAAGAAGCCAGAGCAGAGAUCAGAAACCUUGAAAAUGUGGUAGAGUCACAGCGGGGGCACCUUGAGGAGCUGGAACACACAGCAGCAAUCCUUAAGGAUGAACUACACAGGAAAGAGAAGGAGCAUGAGGAAUAUUCCCUGCAUUUUAGGGAGCUACAGGCCACAGAUCAAAGGACAACAAUCAAAGAGAAUGUUGUAAUGAUUAAGCUUCAGAAACAACUGUCAGAAAAAAACAGAGCUUUUACAGAGAUGGAGAGCAAGUUUCACAUGCUCCAAGAGAACCUACAGACAAUGAAAGUGAGCCAAGAUGCCUUCUUGAACGAAGUGGACAAACUUAACAGACUGCUGAAGGAAGAGCGUAUGAAAACCCUUCAUCUGGAGAAGCAGUUGCAAUUGAGCACUUUCUCCCAGCGAAGGGUAGAAGAGUUGCUUGAUCGAAUCAGUGACCUGGAGAAGGAACGUGAUCUUUUAAAGGAAAAUUCAGAAAAACUAUAUAGCAGUGCUUUUGAAGUGAGCAAUAGUCGAGAGCAGCAGCGGAAGUCGAGGGAGCAGCAGCUGAAAAUUCAGAUUGCCCAGCUGGAGGCGGCCCUUAAAUCAGACCUUGCAGAUAAAAAGGAGCUUCUUGACAGAAUGCAGAGAGAAAGAGAGCAAGCUGAGAAACUUGAUGAAGAGAAUAGGAAGCUCCAGCUGCGUUGUCUAGAACAAAAGCAUCAACUUGACGCAUUUCAGAACAGACUCGGAUAUUUCACAAAGGAGAGUGAUGUGGAUGUGACUGAACUCAGCGAAGCUUUAAUGCUGAUAAAGGCACGCAAGCAACAGAAGAAUGGGGAGUUGACGUUUUUGGAGAAGGUGGAGGAUGACAUGGGUAAAGACCUUGAGAAGUCAUUAAGAGAUUUACAGGCGAGCCACGCGGAAACUGUGCAUGAGCUGGAGAAGACCAGGAACAUGCUGAUAGUGCAGCAUAAAAUAAACAAGGAUUACCAGGUUGAAGUGGACGCAGUAACACAGAAGAUGGAGGGAAUACGCCAAGAUUACGAUAUAAAGUUGGAGCAGUACGCUCACCUGCUUGAUGUCAGAGCUGCUCGCAUACGCAAACUAGAAGCCCAGUUGAAGGACAUAGCAUAUGGCACUAAGCAGUACAAAUUCACACCAGACAUAACACCAUAUGAUGACGUGGAAGAAUUUGAUGAAUCUCUGCAUUUAGAAAGGGGUGAGAAUCUCCUUGAGAUACACAUAUCCAAGGUAGUAUUUUCUUUGUUAGCUACCAACAGCUUUGGAGACCAGGAACCAGCUACCUUCUGCACAUAUGCCUUUUAUGACUUUGAACUCCAAACAACACCUGUUAUGCAAGGUUUGCAAGCAUCCUACAAAUUCACCACUCAGUAUUUGGUGCGAGUGAAUGACUUAUUCCUACAGUAUGUACAAAAGAACACUGUAAGGUUUGAGGUUCAUUUGGCAAUUGGCACAGAUUACAAGACUGUUGCUGUGUGUCAGCUAAAGUUCCAUGAUAUCUUGGAGAAGACUGGGCGUAUCUACCUUAGCUCUAUGCUGGUUGGGGUUGACAAUGACAUUAGUAAUUAUGGCACUGUGGAGUAUUGGAUAAAGCUAAAAGUACCCAUGGAGCAAGCUGUUAGACUCUAUAAAGAACGAGCUAAGGCUUUGGGUUAUAUUACAUCGAACCUCAAAGAUCCAUUACAGAAUUAUCAGCCACCAGGUGCUGGAAAAUCUGAACACUUUGGGCUAAUAGAAGACAAUCUCAAUGAACUGUUUAUCACCAUCAAUAGUUGCAGUAAUCUGCAGUCCGGGACCAGCUCACCGCAACCCAGCCCAUAUGUGGCCUACACAUUUUUCCAAUUUGCUGACCACUACACCCCCAUUGUUACAAGCAGCAAUAAUCCUCAAUUUGAAGACCACAAAAGCUUCCCAGUGCCUAUGAAUGCUGACGUGGACCAAUAUCUAAAAUCUGAGUCCCUAAUUUUAUAUGUUUUUGAUGAUGAGGAAAUGAGUGAUGCUUACAUUGGAAAAGCCAGGGUGCCUCUCAUCCCUCUUGCUCAUGAUAAAUGCAUAUCAGGUACAUUUCAGCUCACAGAUUAUAAAGGCAAUGAUAGAGGAACUAUUAAAGUGACUCUAAAGUGGAAGUCCACAUAUCUGCCACCGAGAGAUUCCAUCUUAAAAGGACCGUUGGUGGAUGAUCUACCAAAAGAAGUACCCCAGCCUAUCCGCUUACUAAGAGAUGAUGAAGUACAGGCUCCGAAGGAAUCCAUUUUAGAGACCGCUCCUGUCGCACCGAUGCCAAAACCAAGAUCACGGAAACCUCCAGCAGACAAGAAAGUCUCAUUUGUUGAUAAUAAUAUUAAAAUUAUGGAUCCUGUUGAUCAAACAGUUGAUGAAGAAACCUCAGUAAUUAUGAAAAAUCCUGUAAACAUCUUAAAUAUUUCUGAGAUGGAACAAGAGAAACCUACAGAAGAUAGUUAUCUUAAAGAAGAAUUAAAGGAAUUUCAUGGCGAAAAGGAGGAGAGCUCGCAGCUGUCUGAUGGACAGUAUGAAGCCCAAAGCUAUGAUACAACAUCAGAAGAUGAAACCGAAGUAACUGAGGAUUUAGACGCAGAAGAUCAUGACGGAAAACAAACAACUGAUGGAAAUGAAUCUACAGCCACAGAUAGUGAUGACUGCGUCGUAUCCAUAGGAAAGGAGAAGAAACCGUUUUCUGAGAAAAUCAGCAUUGAGAUCACAUCUUUGAGUCUGGAUGUGAAUUCAGAAGCCGUAAAGAAUGAAACAAUAAAGAGAUUAUUUGUAGAAUAUAAACUGUGCAACCUGCCAGCUAUAGAGACCCCUGUUUCCCUACCGAAACCCACCAGCGGACAGCAAAUCCACUACAACUACACCAAUGUAAUUCAUCUGGAUAAGGCAAGUAGUCAAGACAAUAGAGAUUCCAUACGUUCAGUACUGAGGGAUCCUAACGCCGGCAGUGCAAGUGUUAAAUUUACAGUUGUGAGUGACCCACCAGAAGACGAGCAAGACUUGGAGUGUGACGACAUCGGGUUUAGUAGCGUCAGCCUGAUAGAAAUAUUACAGACGAAUAAAGAUAUCAUCAACAAAAAAAUAGAAAUUUAUGAUUCAGUGUCUGGAGUGAAAAUAAUUGGUAAGAUGACCGUGACAGUGGAAGCUGCUGAGGCACUGCAGUCAUUGAUGCAGGAUUAAGAAGACAAGUCUUUGUAUGGCAAAGGAAUUGCUGAACUUUGUUGCUUCCUCCAGAUUUGUUCCAGUUUUGAUCUUUAAAAUUAAUGUUUAAUAUGUUGAUAAUAAAGUGAAUUUAAUAGAGAAAUCCAGGCCGUAUAUAACAUUCUCUGUCCCACAUUUUUAGUUUUAAUGAUCACAUUCCUGUUGUUUUCAAUCAAGUGCAAAGACGCAUAAAUAUUUAACAGUUUCUAAAAGCAGUUGUCGUGAAAUGUUUGGCAAAUGUUUAUAUUGCAGGAAUGUGUGCUAAAAUGCUAACAUUUGUGUUAUGUAGGAAAUUAUACAAUUGCAGCACUUUAAUCUCCUAUAGGACCCAGAGAAAAAUCUCAUGUUCACCCUAGUUUACCCUUGAGAGUAAUACAGGGCCAUUUAUGUCUCUAUUGGCUGUAUGAAGUGUGGGAUUUCUCGAUUUGCAUCCGUGUGCUGCUUUUAUGUUUUGACUUUUAUUCACACAAUUUUUUGUUUUCAAGAAGUUGUCUCUACAAACGCAAUGUGUGUACUAAUGGUACUGUUUUUAUAUGCAUAUUUUUAUGUGUAAUUUAUUAAAAAUAAGUCCCUUUUGUAAUGAAUAA